AUGACAUCCCCGCUACUGGCUUAUAUCCUACUUCUUUCAGCCCUUCAUACCUGCUCUCUAACAAUCGAGUCCGAGGAGGACUACGAGGAUGUCACUGUGAACCAGAUGCUGGCUCCUAAAUCCCAGCAAACCGACGCCACGGAAAUACUCAAUAAUUUACUGAAAGAAUAUGACAAGAAACUGCGACCGGAUAUUGGAGUUAAACCAACUGUCAUUGACGUUGAUAUAUACGUGAACAGUAUCGGGCCAGUUUCUUCAAUAAAUAUGGAAUAUCAAAUUGACAUCAUCUUUGCCCAGACGUGGACCGACAGUCGCCUCAGAUACAACAGCACAAUGAAAAUACUGACUCUGAACAGCAACAUGGUUGGACUUAUUUGGCUACCUGACACCAUCUUCAGAAACUCCAAGACUGCAGAUUCCCACUGGAUUACAAUGCCUAACCAGCUGCUCAGGAUAUGGAACGAUGGGAAGAUACUUUAUACCUUAAGGUUGACCAUAAACGCAGAGUGCCAGCUGCAGCUGCACAACUUUCCAAUGGAUGAACAUUCAUGUCCGCUCAUCUUCUCCAGCUAUGGAUACCCACAAGAUGAAAUGAUUUACAAGUGGAGGAAGAACUCUGUGGAGGCGGCUGACCAAAAGUCCUGGCGUCUGUACCAGUUUGAUUUUAUGGGCCUGAGGAACACUACAGACGUCAUAAAGACUACAGCAGGCGACUACGUGGUGAUGACCGUGUACUUUGACCUGAGCAGAAGAAUGGGCUACUUCACCAUCCAGACAUACAUCCCCUGCAUCCUCACUGUGGUUUUGUCCUGGGUGUCCUUCUGGAUUAAAAAAGAUGCCACUCCAGCCAGAACAGCUUUAGUCCUGUGGAACAUUUUUUGUGAAGGUAUAACCACAGUUCUGACCAUGACCACUCUCAGUACUGUGGCCAGGACAUCACUGCCCAGAGUGUCUUAUGUCACCGCCAUGGACCUUUUUGUCACCGUCUGCUUCCUGUUUGUCUUUGCUGCUCUGAUGGAGUACGCUACGUUAAAUUACUACUCGUACAGCGUUCGAAGACCCAGCUACAUGGAACCGAAAAGACUGAACUACUCAGUCCUCGAUGUGAGACCUCCUCCACACACAGUCAUCGCUUUAAACAACUCCAUGUACUGGCAGGAAUUUGAAGACCCUUGUGUCUACGAGUGUCUGGACGGAAAAGACUGCCAGAGCUUCUUCUGCUGUUUCGAGGAGUGUAAAGAAGGCGGUUGGAGGAGAGGCCGCGUCCACAUAGAUGUACAUGAACUGGACGCAUACUCCCGCGUUUUUUUUCCCACCUCCUUCUUACUCUUCAACAUCGUCUACUGGGUAGGCUAUCUCUACCUUUAGCACACUGAGGGUGCCUGCUUGGUUUCAGGAGAUGGACAGUGCAGCUUAACAGAGGUAAUUCAAUCUGAAUAAAAGGUAACACCAAAUAAACUCUUUCCUGUGGACCCUGAAGA
Molecule: messenger RNA, 1481 nt
Organism: Pundamilia nyererei
Lineage: Eukaryota; Metazoa; Chordata; Actinopteri; Cichliformes; Cichlidae
Gene: gabrg3
Product: gamma-aminobutyric acid type A receptor subunit gamma3
Exons: 10
Coding region: 1-1368 (455 amino acids)
Biological process (GO): monoatomic ion transmembrane transport; chloride transport; gamma-aminobutyric acid signaling pathway
Cellular component (GO): membrane
Molecular function (GO): GABA-A receptor activity; extracellular ligand-gated monoatomic ion channel activity
Source: RefSeq, a predicted model, not a curated record